Messenger RNA from Peromyscus eremicus (cactus mouse), 1162 nucleotides. RefSeq names its product H-2 class II histocompatibility antigen, E-D beta chain-like. The record is from RefSeq and is a predicted model, not a curated record. NCBI's taxonomy places the organism in Eukaryota, Metazoa, Chordata, Mammalia, Rodentia, Cricetidae. The transcript is spliced from 5 exons. Gene Ontology annotation, cellular component: late endosome membrane; MHC class II protein complex; lysosomal membrane. The coding region runs from base 1 to 756 and encodes 251 amino acids. Gene Ontology annotation, molecular function: MHC class II protein complex binding. Gene Ontology annotation, biological process: positive regulation of T cell activation; antigen processing and presentation of exogenous peptide antigen via MHC class II; peptide antigen assembly with MHC class II protein complex.
AUGGUGUGUCUGUGGCUCCCCAGAGGCCCCUGUGUGGCAGCUGUGGUCCUGACGCUGAUGGUGCUGAGCGGUACUGUGGCUUUGGUCAGGGACCCCCGACCACGUUUUCUGCUGCAGCUGAAGGCUGAGUGCCGUUACCUCGACGGGAGGGAGCGUGUGAGGACUGUGACCAGAUUCAUCUAUAACCAGGAAGAGUUUGCCCACUUUGACAGUGACGUUGGGAAGUUCUUGGCAGUGACUGAGCUGGGGAGGCCCAUAGCUGAGGACUUGAAUAGCCAGAAGGACGUCCUGGACAACUAUCGGGCCUCAGUGGACAGGUGCAGAAAUAACUAUGCACUUGUUGAGUGGUUCCUGUUGAAGUUAAAAGUUGAGCCCCAGGUGACUGUGUACCCGACAAAGACGCGGCCCCUGGACCACCACAACCUCCUGGUCUGCUCUGUGAGCGGCUUCUACCCCGGAAACAUUGAAGUCAGAUGGUUCCGGAACGGCCAGGAGGAGAAGACUGGGGUUGCGUCCACAGGCCUGAUCCGAAAUGGAGACUGGACCUUCCAGACCCUGGUGAUGCUGGAGAUGGUUCCUCAGAGUGGAGAGGUUUACACCUGCCAGGUGGAGCACCCCAGCCUGACCCGCCCUGCCACAGAGGAGUGGAGGGCUCAGUCCACGUCUGCACAGAGCAAGACGCUGAGUGGAGUUGCAGUCGGCGUGCUGGGUCUGCUGUCUCUUGCAGGGGGGCUGUUCAUCUACUUCAGGAACUGACAGGACUCCUGAGCUGAGGAGAAGUGACAAGGCUGGAGGAAGGAGCUCCCCUGUCUCCAUGGCAUGAAAACGUGUCCUGUCUGGUUCGCAUUCCUCCAUUGACAGUGCUACCCAGGACCUGGCUCCUCCUGACCCUGGACCCUGCAGACCUGUGCUCCCUAAUGGCCUGCUCAGCCCCUGCCUGGGCCUGCAGCCCCAGGACAGAAGGCCUCUCCUCUUCCCUGUCCUGCCCCCGUGGAUUCCCUUGCCCUUUGUCUGGUGCAUCUGAGCCUAUCCUGUGACACUAUCCCUUAUCACGUUUUUCCUCAAAUAAGCAUGCAGUUUUAAGGACAAGAUGUAGAAAACAGAAAGGAAAGAUUAUAUCACCACAACAUAGCUUUCAUUUAGUUACAAGAAUGUGAGGUAA